Molecule: messenger RNA, 4634 nt
Organism: Salarias fasciatus (jewelled blenny)
Lineage: Eukaryota; Metazoa; Chordata; Actinopteri; Blenniiformes; Blenniidae
Product: receptor-type tyrosine-protein phosphatase U-like
Biological process (GO): protein dephosphorylation
Cellular component (GO): membrane
Molecular function (GO): protein binding; protein tyrosine phosphatase activity
Source: RefSeq, a predicted model, not a curated record
AUCGCGGAUCAGAUGCUCCCUGUGCGGGCUGGGAGCGAGCAGCGCCGCGCGCACAUGCAUGGAGCUGCGCGCACAACUUGUGUCCACAGCCGCCGGACUUCUCUCCUGCAGGAUUUAGCGGUCUGGACUUUACUCCUCCACCUCCUCCAUCCCUCCUCCAUCACCUCCUCCUCCGCCACCAUGCGUCCCGCCGCGCUGCUCCUCGUGCUGACCGCCGCCGUGUACGCGGACAGCAUGGAGGGACCAACAGCUGGCUGUACCUUUGACGAGGACUCGGACCCGGGUCUGUGUGAGUACCGCCAAGGCCAGGAGGACGACUUCGACUGGCAGCUGAUCCGGACCUACAACUGGCCUCACCCGACGCCCGAUCUGCUGCGAGGGUCCUUCAUGAUGGUCAACGCCUCGCAGCACUUCGGCGGCCAGCGGGCGCAGCUGCUGCUGCUGCCGCUCAGCGAGAACGACACCCACUGCAUCCAGUUCAGCUACUUCCUGUACAGCCGCGACGGCCACAGCCCCGGGGACCUGCAGGUCUACAUCCGCGUCAACGCCGGGUCCAAGGGCAGCGCCGUGUGGAAUGUCUCCGGCUCCCAGGGGCGCCAGUGGCACCAGGUGGAGCUCGCCGUCAGCACCUUCUGGCCCAGCGAAUACCAGGUCAUCUUCGAGGCGACCGUUUCCGAGGAGCGGCAGGGCUACAUCGCCUUGGACGACAUCGUGCUGCUCAAUUACCCCUGCUACAAGGUGCCUCACUUCUCUCGGCUGGGCGAGGUGGAGGUGAACGCCGGCCAGAACGCCUCCUUCCAGUGCGUGGCCACGGGGAAGGUGUCGGAGGCGGAGCCCUUCCUGCUGGAGCGGAGGAACGGCGUGGUGCUGGACGCGCCCCUGCUGUCCCGGCUGAGCCACAAGCGGCUGAUGGCGACGUUCCAGGUGGAGGCGCAGCGCGGCGAGCAGGACCUCUACCGCUGCAUCACCUCGUCCACCAGGGGCGCCACCGUGUCCAACUUCGGGGAGCUCAUCGUCAGAGUGCCCCCGACGCCGAUCGCGCCCCCCCAGCUCCUGCGGGCCGGCCCCACCUACCUGAUCAUCCAGCUCAACACCAACUCCAUCGUCGGGGACGGCCCGGUCAUCCGCCGGGAGAUCCAGUACCGCGCCAGCCAGUCCAUGUGGACGGAGACCCACGGCGUCAGCUCGCUCACCUACAAGGUGUGGCACCUGGAGCCCGACACCGAGUACCGCAUCAGCGUGCUGCUCACCCGGCCGGACGGGGGCACCGGCGCGCCCGGACCGCCGCUCGUCAGCAGGACCAAGUGCGCAGAGCCCAUGCGUGCCUUGCGAGGCCUGACGGCCACGGAGAUCCAGCCCCGGCAGCUGGCCCUGCAGUGGGAGCCGCUGGGCUACAACCUGACCCGCUGCCACACCUACACCCUGUCGCUGUGCUACCGCUACUCCAUGCCGACGGGCGGCAGCGGCGGCAACAACGCCACCGUCAGGGAGUGCCUGUCCGUGGAGCGCAACACCUCCCACUUCACCCUGAGGGACCUGCCGCCGUUCCGCGCCGUCCACGUCCGGCUGGCGCUGGCCAACCCCGAGGGCAAGAAGGAGAGCCGGGAGGUGACCUUCCAGACGGAGGAGGACAUUCCCGGCGGCAUCGCCCCCGAGUCCCUGACCUUCACCCCGCUGGACGACAUGAUCUUCCUGAAGUGGGAGGAGCCUGUGGAGCCCAACGGCCUCAUCACGCAGUACGAGAUCAGCUACCAGAGCAUCGAGUCCUCGGACCCGGGCAUCAACGUGCCGGGCCCGCGGCGCACCGUGUCCAAGCUGCGGAACGAGACCUACCACAUGUUCUCCGGCCUGCACCCCGGGACCACCUACCUGGUGUCGGUCCGCGCCCGCACCGCCAAGGGCUUCGGCCAGACGGCGCUGACCGAGAUCACCACCAACAUCUCCGCGCCGGUGUUCGACUACGAGGACAUCCCGUCGCCGCUGAGCGAGUCGGAGAGCACCAUCACCGUGCUGCUGCGCCCGGCGCUGGGCAGGGGCGCGCCCGUCAGUGCCUACCAGGUGGUGGUGGUGGAGGAGGACGGCUCCCGCCAGGUGCGGCGCCGCGAGCUGGGCACCGUGGACUGCUUUCCCACCCCCAACUCCCACAGCGAGGCCCAGGCCAAGGGGGCGCCGCACUACUACACGGCCGAGCUGGCGCCCAGCAGCCUCCCCGAGGCCACGCCCUUCACCGUGGGCGACAACCACACCUACAACGGCUACUGGAACAGCCCCCUGGACCCCACCAAGAACUACCUCAUCUACUUCCAGGCCACCAGCAACUUCAGAGGGGAGACCAGAAUCAACUGCAUUCGGAUUGCUCGCAAAGCCGCCUGCAAAGACUCCAAAAGGGCUAUGGAGGUUUCCCAGCAUGCCGAGGACAUGGGUUUGAUCCUGGGAGCGUGCGCCGGCGGGCUGGUGGUGCUGAUCCUGCUCCUCGGGGCCAUCGUCAUCAUCGUGAAGAAGGGAAGGGACUUCUAUUCUUACCCUUACUACCCUAGGAAGAAGGUGGCCAUAAACAAGGCGGCCAUGUCCUACAGGCAGGAGAAGAGCCGGAAGCUGAGCUCUCUGGACUGCAGCAUGACGGAGCAGAGCACUCUCCAGCAGGACGAGAGGAUGGCGCACUCCUUCAUGGACGCCCACGGCUGCAACGCUCGAAAUGAGCAGCGCAGCUCCGUCAACGAGUCCAGCAGCUUGCUGGGAGGCUCGCCGCAGCGGCACUGCCGGAGGAAGAGCUCGCCGUACCACACGGGUCAGCUGCACCCGGCCGUCAGGGUGGCCGACCUCCUGCAGCACAUCAACCAGAUGAAGACGGCCGAGGGCUACGGCUUCAAGCAGGAGUACGAGAGUUUCUUCGACGGAUGGGAUGUGACCAAGAAGAAAGACAAGACCAAAGGGCGACACGACAGCCUGCUCAGCCAUGAUCGCCAUCGAGUCAAGCUCCACUCCCUGCUGGCAGACCCCAGCUCCGAUUAUGUCAAUGCCAACUACAUCGACAUUCGGAUAAACAGGGAAGGCUACCAGCGGUCCAACCACUUCAUCGCCACUCAAGGCCCCAAGCAGGAGAUGAUCUACGACUUCUGGCGGAUGGUGUGGCAGGAGAACUGCUUCAGUAUUGUCAUGAUCACCAAGCUGGUGGAGGUGGGCAGGAUGAAGUGCUGCAAGUACUGGCCCGAUGACACAGAUCUGUACGGCGACAUUAAGAUAACGCUGCUGAAGACAGAAACGCUGGCGGAGUACACGGUGCGAACCUUCGCCAUGGAGCGGAGAGGCUAUCCGGCCAAACACGAGGUGUGCCAGUUCCACUUCACGUCCUGGCCCGAGCACGGCGUGCCCUACCACGCCACGGGCCUGCUGGCCUUCCUCCGCCGGGUCAAGGCCUCCACGCCCCCGGACGCCGGUCCUGUGGUGGUUCACUGCAGCAUGGGGGCGGGCCGGACCGGCUGCUACAUCGUGCUGGACGUCAUGCUGGAUAUGGCCGAGUGUGAAGGGGUGGUGGACAUCUACAACUGCGUGAAGACGCUCUGCUCCCGCCGCAUCAACAUGAUCCAGACUGAGGAGCAGUACGUGUUCAUCCACGACGCCAUCCUGGAGGCCUGCCUGUGCGGAGAGACCGCCAUCCCCGUCACCGAGUUCUCUCUCACCUACAAGGAAAUGCUGAAGGUCGACUCGCAGAGCAACACCUCGCAGCUCAGAGAGGAGUUCCAGACGCUGAACUCGGUGACCCCCCACCUGGACGUGGAGGAGUGCAGCAUCUCCUUGAUGCCGCGCAACCGCGAGAAGAACCGCAGCAUGGACGUGCUGCCGCCGGACCGCUCGCUGGCCUUCCUCGUCACCACCGAGGGCGAGAGCUGCAACUACAUCAACGCGGCGCUGGCCGACAGCUUCCUGCGGCCCGCCGCCUUCGUGGUGACGCCGCACCCGCUGCCGGGGACCACCACCGACUUCUGGAGGCUGGUCUACGACUACGGCUGCACCUCCGUGGUGAUGCUGAACCAGCUGAACCAGUCCAACUCCGCCUGGCCUUGUCUGCAGUACUGGCCCGAGCCGGGGCUGCAGCAGUUCGGACCCAUGACGGUGGAGCUGCUGUCCAGGACGGCCGACGACGACGUGAUCAUCCGUCUCUUCCGGGUCCAGAACAUCACCCGGCUUCAGGAAGGCCAGCUGGUGGUGCGCCACUUCCAGUUCCUGCGCUGGUCGCCGUACCGCGACGUGCCAGACUCCAAGAAAGCCUUCCUCAGCCUCCUGGCUCAGGUCCACAACUGGCAGCGGGAGUGUGGGGAGGGCCGCACCGUCGUCCACUGCCUGAACGGCGGCGGCCGGAGCGGCACCUUCUGCGCCUGCACCAUGAUCCUGGAGAUGAUUCGCCACCACAGCGUCGCCGACGUCUUCUUCGCCGCCAAGACGCUGCGCAACUCCAAGCCCAACAUGGUGGAGACGAUGGAGCAGUACCGCUUCUGCUACGACCUGGCCCAGGAGUACCUGGACUGCCUGGAGGUCAGAUAGCACCCAUCCCCCCCUCCUCCUCCCGCCCCUCCACGGGGGAACGCUCCGGAUCCGGAUCCUGCACCCUGGAUCUCCGCUCCUGCCUCCUUGAG